Molecule: messenger RNA, 8002 nt
Organism: Paramecium octaurelia
Lineage: Eukaryota; Ciliophora; Oligohymenophorea; Peniculida; Parameciidae
Source: the annotation of a GenBank genome assembly
AUGACAAUUCAAAUAUUCCUUGUAUUAAUAAAACUUGUUUCAGGAGUUGAUAACUUUUACUCAUGCGAAGUGAAGACAACUGGACAAAUAAAUUAGAAAGGAGAUUACUCAUUUAAAAUAAAUAGACCAGGGGAUUCAAUAGUCCAUCCCAUUGAUUUAUACAAAACAUAUUACAUUCAAAUUGAUUUUCCUUGGAACAUCAAUAGCGAUUAUACGUGUUAUAAUGAAUAGGCUGUUUUAAUAAGUUGUAAUUAUGCUACAAGCACAAGAGUUAUUUUGAAUAGCUACUUUGUCAAAGAUUACAAAUCAUCAGAUUACGAUAAUACAGAUGGAUUUGCAUUUUCAAUUGAAUUAAAAUCUGUUUUGAAUCCAACUUACAGUGGGAAAUAUGAUAGUCCUAUUUAGAUAUCAAUUAUGAGUUCUACGAGUACUUUAUUAGAAUAGUGCCCUAAUGGAGGAAUUCAACCAACUAUAAAUCCAGGAGUCGCGACCUGUUCAGGUGAUGGAUAAUAAUUUAAAGUAAAUAGUUCAAACACAGAUAUUUCAUUAUAAAUGUUUGUAAAGAACUCUUUAGCUAUAGAAGUAAAUUAUUAAAGUAAAAUAGAGUUACCUGAUUGUCAAGUAUACUCGGUAUUGGUAGAUUGAUAAGAUUACUAAAGAAAUGAUUCCAGGAUCAACUACCUGUUUAGUCUACGCAAAUUAAAUCUUAAUUGCAGGUACUACUUGUACAAAGGAUUCAGCUAAUUUUUAAAUAAAGUCAACUUUAGGGACUGGAUUUACCGGAUCAAAUGUAUGAUAUGUAUUAUAUUAGAUUACUCUAGUAAUUAAUGGAGUCAAUUCGCCAUCAUCAACAACGCCUGAUGGAAGUUUCAUUUUAUAAACAUAUAACUCAAAUAAUAAACUGAUUGAUGAAUGUUCAUUAUCAACCAUAAGUGGAUGGGUUCCAAAUGUUGUUGUACUCAGUAGUAUGACAUGGACGAACAUAGUUAAUUAAGUAGAAAGAUUAAAUGUGUAAUUUCAACUAAAUAGUUAAAUACUAACUGGAGACACUAUUUAAAUAACGAUUCCUAAAGAAAUAAAAAUUAGUUCUACUAAUCUAAUUUAAAUAAGAGAUUCAAGAAGCUAUUUCUUUACUUCCCCAAUCAAUCAAUUAGGAUUUACAAUCACAGAUUAAUUAGUCACGAUAACGUCAACCAAGGAUUUUUCUACAACUCUUUCUAAUAUUUUAUUAACAUUUGUAAAUGUUAAUGCCCCUCCAUCAAUUAAACCGUCAUCACCAAUUGCUAUUAGUACUUAUAGAGGAUCUUACAUAAUUGAUAAAAGCACAGCCAGCUUAACUAUAGCUGCAUCAAAUGGCGCAAUUAGUUCAGUUUCAAUUGUUGCUUUGAAUAAAGUGAUCAAUUAAUUAUCUGCCUAUGAUUUUGUUAUAGCAUUGGCAAAUCCUCUCUUGUAAGAUGGAUAUAUAACUAUUUUAUUUCCUAAUUAAUUCGAUUUAACCUAAAUUACAAAGAUUCAAAACUAUGAAAUAAACUCAUAAGCUUAUGAUGCUUAAUAUAGUGUUUCUAGUUAGAAACUAAUAAUCUCAUCAUUAUAUUCAACUAAUAUUGGGGCUUCUGCAUAAAUCAAAUUUUAAAUAUAAUAAAUUAAAAAUUAAUUUAGUGCUAACAUAAGUAACGCCUUUACAGUGCAAUCUUACUAUUCAAAGAGUACUGAGGACUUUUUAGUGGAUUAGCAUACUACAUUUUAAAUGGUUUCAUUUACAUCAGGGUCCUUGGAUACAAAUUCAAUAUCAAUUAAAGUAGAUGAUUAUAUCACUGGAACAGUAGAUAACUAUGAAAUAAAUCUAAUUAAUACUAAUGUAAUUACUGCACUUGGAUAUAUAGUUGUAACGUUUACAUCUGAUUUUACUAUGAGUGGUAAUCCUACUAGUUGUACAAUAAAUGGAAUCAGCAGUACAUGUACUUCAACUGCCACCAAUACUAUUAAAAUCAUAACAUCGACAAGCAUUGCCAGCAACAAUAAUAUCAAAUUAAAAAUUACUUCUUACAUCUCUAAUCCAAUCACUUUAUAACUCCUUAGUAAUGUAGUUACGAUAAAAACAUAUGAUGACUAGAAUUUAUUAAUUGAUAGCGGAUAAGGCGGCAGCAUUUAGAUGUUACAUUUGUCCACUUUUUCAUUGACUCUCUCUUCCAGGGUUUCUUAGACGAAUGGAGUAAAAAAUGCUUAUACUUUAAAUAUCAACUUUUAAGUAACCUAGGUAAAUGGAAUAUAUCUCAUAAUUGAGAUUCCAAGUGAUUUAUCCAUUGAUCUAUAAUCGUGUCAAUCAAUUUCUCCUUUGUAGACAACUCUACCUUGCUCUUUUGCAAAUUCAAAAUUGUAGAUUCAAUUGCUAUGCAGCUCUUGUUCAUCUAUUGUAAAAAGUAUAGAUUAUAAGAUUGCUGUCAAUCAAAUAAUUAAUCCUUCAUCUUUCAAACCAGUUACAAUAUCUGCUGCAUAUACAAUUUAGAAUUUAUUAAAUGAUUUAACAAAGCAGAGUCAGUUAAAAGACUCAUUGACUAUAACCAAUACUUAGACCAACACGAUCAAAACAUUUACUUAGACAUAUGAGAAUGGUUACUUAAAUCAGUUGGAUAAUUACUUAUUUACCAUUGAAGUUAAUAAUUAAUUGAGUGAGAAUUUUAAGAUAGCUAUAAAUGUUCCUACAGACAUAAAAGUAUUUCAAUCAACUGAGACAACUCCCACAAGUUUAUCAAACAUAUAAAACUUACCGAGUGAUGUUUCAAUUAAUAUUAAUUCUCAGAGUAUUAUUAUAUCUGGUUAUUCUGGAUCAAAAAUAUCAAGCUUCUCAUUUAAAAUAACCAAUUUGCAAAACCCCAGCACAGCUGCAAUCAGUACUUAUUUUUCAAUUAAUACAUACAAUGUAUAAAUUAAUUAGGAUUAUUAAAUGGAUACUGGUUAACUUGGAACUUAUAAUCAUAAAUGUAAUUUACCCUGUAAAGAUUGUGAUACAUCUAUCUUAACUAAAUGUAGUAGUUGUUAUGAUAGCACUAGAAGCAGUUUGGUUUCAUCUAAGAUUUAUUUCAUGAGUGAUUCAAAUAGCUGCGUAACUGAUUGUUAUAGUGUGGAUGGUUACUAUGUUACAAGUGGGGAAUUUACCUGUAAAAAAUGUAAUGUAGAGUGCAAGAAAUGUAAGGAUGUAAAUUCGUUUUGUUUGGAAUGUAGUGGAACAUAUAAAUUCUUAAACAAUAAAUGCUUGGAUUAAUGUCCAAAGACUUACUACAACAAUUAAUAAGUAUGUUAAAAUUGCAUAAAUAAUUGUGACACUUGUUCUAAUAGUACAACUUGUACAGUGUGCAGCGCUAAUUUCUACUUGUAUUAGUAAACAUGCAUUGAUACUUGUCCUGCAAACAUUACUGUCACCAACACAUAAUAAUAAACAUGUGACACUUGCACCAAUAAUUGUUAAACUUGUCAAAACCAAACAUCAUUUUGUAUUACAUGUAAAACCAAUUAUUAUCUGUAUAAUAAUGCUUGUAUAUCUAUAUGUAAGGAUGGUACCUUUCUAAAUGGAUCCUAAUGCACAGACUGUCUAACCAAAUGUAAAACCUGUAGUAACGGAACCACUUGUGAUACAUGUGCUGACGGUUUACUGUUUUAUUAAAAUGAUUGUUUGGAUAAAUGUCCAGAUUAAUACUUUGCUUAGAAUGGCAAGUGUCAAUAAUGCAAUUUCUCAUGUAAUACUUGCGAGUCCAAUUAAUAUCGAUGCACCAGCUGUGUAAAUAAUACAUUCCUAUAUAAUUAUCAAUGUUUGGGACAAUGUCCAGACGAAUAUUAUGGUGACAUCAAUACAAACAAAUGUGUGUAAUGUAAGGCUCCUUGUAAGACUUGUAAAUCAGAGAAAUUAUGUUUAAGUUGUGUAACAUAAAUACCUGUUUUAUACUAUUACAACAAUUCAUGUAACACAUCCUGUCUCUAAGAUUAUGCUCCUGAGAAAGGUCAAUGUGUACAAUGCAGGAAUCCUUGUAAGUAAUGUACAACUACGCCUGACACAUGCAGCGAAUGCUAUCCUAAUACCUAUUUAUUGAGAGAUAUGUGUGUCACUGAUUGUGGUGAUGGCUAUUACAAAGAUAGUUAAUAAUAUCAGUGCUAACUUUGUGAAGAUCCUUGUGCUAAUUGUUCUAAUAAAACCAGUUGUCUGUCUUGCAAAAAUGAUUUAUACCUAUUCAAAUCUACUUGUGUUUCAAAAUGCGAAGAUGGGUAUUAUCAAUAGGAUAAAUAAUGCCACUCCUGUUUAAGCAUAUGUUUGACUUGUGUGGACAACAUUAGUUGUGUGAAAUGCAAGGAUAAUUUGAUAUAGUACAACAACCAAUGCUUAUCAUCAUGUCCUACUAAUUUAUUUGAGGAGAACAAAACGUGUGUGGGAUGUAGAGCUCCUUGUUUAUUAUGUGGUACAUCUCCUGACAAUUGUUUAUCUUGUGUUUCCACCACUUAUUUGAAUGCUUAAUCUCAAUGCGUGAAAUAAUGUGAAGAGGGAUAUUAUGGAGAUCAAGUAUCCAAUAAAUGUUUACAAUGUGUGACUCCAUGUAAAACCUGUACUUCAAGUACAUCCUGUUCAAGCUGCGUGGAUUAGAUUCCCGUCUUAUUCUUUUACAACAAUUCUUGUAAUACAGAGUGUCCAAAUAAUCAAGUCCCUGAAAAUGGAGUAUGUAUCUCAUGUAGACAACCUUGUAGAUCUUGUAAGACAACAGCUGACACCUGCUACUCAUGUUAAAGUGAAACUUACCUCAGUGGUAAUAAAUGUCUUGGUACUUGUGACGAUGGCUAUUAUGCAGAUGCGACUACAAACGAAUGUAAGCUAUGUAUUUCACCUUGUCUUACAUGUUCAAGUCUUACAGCUUGCAUUACUUGUCUCUAGAGCCAAGUUAAUAAGAUUUUCUUUGAUGGCAACUGCAUAUCUUCAUGCCCAACUGGCUAUUAUGAAUCCCUUGGUACUUGUAUUCUUUGCACUAUUGACUCAAGUGAUGAAGCUUGCAAUUCCACAGUGCAAGUUCUAGAGAGCAUAUAAACGGACAAAUUCAUCCCGAUGCCUUGCACUAUCCUUACCUUGGUGUUCAUUACCACUGUGAUUGUUGCCAGGAUCACUAAACCUGAGACAUUUAUUCCAGGUGCUGUAACAUCUAUUGGAGGGUUAUUUGAAUGGGGAAGUCAGGGCGUAUUACUAUACCUCAGUUAUUCGGAAUGGGGACUGUUCAAUCUCUAGAACUAUAUUAUUAUGGGAGCUUUGGGAAUUAAUUAUUUACUCAAUUUUAUACAUUUGAUAUCAUCUAGAUGCACAAUCUAUAACGAUCCCUACUUUCAGUAAUGGUUAAAUAGUAGAAACGUUAAUAAAAUAACAUACGCAUUGAUAUCCUUCAUAGGUCUAAUAACUACGUUUAAGAUUAACAAGAUCUAUUUCUCCAGAUACUUUGGCUUCUAUUUCUUCAAAGCUUGCAUUGUGGAUGUCCAGAAAUUUCUCAUUUUCAAUAUAAUUUCCUUGGUGAGCAUUUUCUUAAUCACUUUGCCUGUGAUUGUGGCUUCAGCAAUAAUCUUAAAUAAUUACGAUGAGAAAGAUUAGUUGUAUGUGUCAACCAUCGAUUGCAUUAUUGUCACUUUCAUCAUUUUUAUUUCAAUCAUCUGGGAAUCUUAGAAGAACGAAGAUUACUUUAAAGAAAAUGGACUCUAAGCAUUAAAUUACGUUGUAGGACAAUCUUUCAUUGCUGGACAAUCAGAACAAUAGGCAGCAGAUUAGUCUGGUGAAUAAGGAGAGGUCAAUUUUAAUGAUGAAGUUCAAAAUUAAUAAAUAGAUGAGCCCUAAAAGAUUAAUUCCACUAACAAUUAAAAGAAAUCAUUUUUGAUUAAAAAUAACUCUGAAGUCAUCAUACCUGGUAAAAAACAUAGUGUUGCUCCUGAGGAUGGACCCUUUUUCAGAACUCAAAACAAUGACUCACAAACUAGCCAAUAAAGAAAGGACUUUGAAGAAUUCAUUCAAAACAAAAAGGUUACUAAAAAUCCAGAUGAUUAAUCACUGAAUUUGUCUUCGAUUGAAGAAUAACUUUAGCAUCCUCUGAAUGAAACAUCUCAGGAUAAAGAUUUCUUUAAUGAUUAUAAAGUAUUAUAAUUCCAAAAUCCAGAAGAAUUGCAACCAAAGUUUUUGUAGACUGAUUCACAAUAGGAUUUAGAUUUCUCAUCAGAGUUAGAAUGUAAUAAUCUUAAUUUUAAAAAUAAUUAAUUAAAUACUCCUUAGAAUAAUGCUACUAAAAGCAGUAGAUUUAAAAAAAACAAAACAAUUGAAAUUGUAAUUGAUAAGAUUGAUUUUGAUAAAUCUAUUUAAGUUUAAGAUGAAGAUAUACUAAAGUAAAAAUUAGAGGAAGAAAAGUUAAGGAUUCAAAAAGAAGAAGAAUUAAAACUAGAGUAAUUAAGACAGGAGCAAAAAUAGAAAGAAGAAAUGUAUCAGGAAUAAUUAUUACAAAUAUAAUUGGAAAAAUAAAGAAUUGAAGAUGAAAAGAAGUAACUAGAAGAAGCUGAAAGAAUCAAGGCUGAAGAAAUACUAAAGGAAACUUAAAGAAGAGAAAGAGAAAUUUUAUUAGAAAAGGAAGAAAAAGAAAGAGUAUGGGCAUCUUAAUUGGAAGAAUAGCAAAGAUAACGAGCACUUUAAGAGCAAAGAGAAUUUGAAUUAAAGAAGGAAUUAGAAAUGGAAAAGUAAGAAAAAAUUAAGUUUUAACUCCAACUACAAGAGAAAUUAUUAAGAGAAUAAGAAUUGGAAAAAUUAGAAAUUGAGAAAAAAAACAAGGCGGAACUGGAAAGACUCGAACAAAUAAAAUUAGAAGAGGAAUUGAAAAUAAUCAAGUAAAAAGAAUUAGAAUUACAAAAACAGCUAGAUGAAUAAAUUAAAAAGGAAAAAGAAGAACGUGACUUAAGAAUAAAAUAAGAGUAGGAAAAGUAAAGAUUACAGGAAGAGCUUUUAAUAAAAUAACAACAGGAAGAAUUAAGACUAAAAUAGGAGGAAGAAUAAAAAAGAAUCUAAUUAUUGGAGUAAGAAGAAUAGUAAAGGCUUAAAAUGCUAUAAGAAGAAGAGGAAUUAAGGCUUAAAAUGUUAUAAGAAGAAGAGGAAUUAAGGCUUAAAUAAUUAGAAGAGUAGUAAUAACAAAUGGUAGAUAAUCAAAAUGAGGAUUAGUAAUCAGUAGACCUUAUUCACUUCGAAAAUGAUGACAAUGAGAUUUCUCAAAGAAAGGAUGGAAAUAAAAAUAAAAAGCAAAUAUUUUUAUAGUUAGACGAUCUAGACCAUGAAUUUGAACCUAACAGGAACUAAAAACUUAAAAGCGAUUCUGUUGAAUUUGCAGAAGAAAAAAUAGUUGAUUAAAUUGACUAUUAAAAUACUGAUUACAUGAGAUAAUUUGAUAUGAAUGAUCCAAAAGAAAUGUUUUAAUAAAAGAUUUCAUCCAAAAGUAUCAGCGUUAGGCAUUCUUACAAUAAUCCUUAACAACUUCAUAAAACUAUUCAAGAUUAACCAAAUUCCAGAAACCCUUCAAUAGGAAAUUAGUAUUAAUUUAUCCCGAAAAAGAAGAAUUCGAAUGUCAUUGGAACUAAUUAAUAACGAUAAGAAAUCCCUAAAAGACCCUCAAAGUCUUCAAAUCCUCACAACAUCGUCCAUCAGCAAAGUUAGAUUAAAAAUUAAGGAACACCUACCAACUACUAGUAGAAUAAUAUUAAUUUUAUUGGAAAUGCAUAUAAUACCUUUGCUCCUAAAACUGCAUUAAAUAAAGAAAAAGAUGAACGAUAUUUGAGAUUAAAAGAAGAAAUAUAUCUUCAACAUAUACCAAAUUAUUAUGAGAAAUAAGUCUUAGAGGAUUUAAAGAAGAAGAAACAAUAAUAACCAUAGAAAAGAAAUCUAAAGUCAAGUUAGCAUAGAUAGUAUGAAGUAGCAGAUGAUCUUCAUUUGGAUUUCUGAAUAAUUAAUUUUGAC